GAGGCCGCGCAGCAGACGCUCUCGUUCUUCGCCGUGCCCGCCAAGCCGGCUGAACGGGACGGCAAGGCGCUGGAGCUGCUGGGUCUGCUGGACAGCUUCCAGGACUCCUUUCUCGGCUGCGUCCAGGAAUUGACGAAGAACACGGACUUGGCGGCAAAAGUCCGCUCGCCGCAGAGGACCAAGGCGGAGUCGGAGCCGGCGCCCAAAGCAGAGCCGGAGCCGACGCCCAAAGCAGCGCCAGAGCCGACGCCCAAGGCAGAGGCGCAGCCGGCACCCCAGGCAGAGUCGCCGCGGACACCGCCCACGGUCAAGGCGGAGUCGGAGCCGACGCCCAAAGCAGCGCCAGAGCCGACGCCCAAGGCAGAGGCACAGCCGGCACCCCAGGCAGAGGCGCCGCGCACACCGCCAAGGUUCAAGGUGAACCCCCCGCCCUCCGCGACGGGCUCUCCCGCGGACCUCGCCAGCCCCGAGGCAGCGGCGCAGCCAGAGGCGCAGCCGUCGGCGCAGCCGUCGCCCCAGGCGGGGGCGCCGCGGGCGCCCUUCAGGAUCAAGGUGAACCCCCCGUCCUCCGUGGCUGGCUCGCCCGUGGACCGCGCCAGCCCCCAGG
This is a messenger RNA of Prorocentrum cordatum, 607 nucleotides long. NCBI's taxonomy places the organism in Eukaryota, Dinophyceae, Prorocentrales, Prorocentraceae. The record is from the annotation of a GenBank genome assembly.